Messenger RNA from Galendromus occidentalis (western predatory mite), 1461 nucleotides. RefSeq lists its product as uncharacterized. Lineage: Eukaryota; Metazoa; Arthropoda; Arachnida; Mesostigmata; Phytoseiidae. The coding region runs from base 1 to 1461 and encodes 486 amino acids. The transcript is spliced from 10 exons. The record is from RefSeq and is a predicted model, not a curated record. Gene Ontology annotation, biological process: cilium assembly. Gene Ontology annotation, cellular component: MKS complex.
AUGUCUUACGCCGGAAGUUACCGAUUCGCGUCGAUCGGUCAGCUGGAUGAAUUGGUUAUGAGAGUUUCGCUGACGCGCCAGUCUACGGCUUUCAAUUUCGGUCAUCCGAUUUUACCAUCGAACGCUUCCGAUGAACUCUCGCUCGAAUUCCGAUGGCAAGAACACAUUGCACGGGCCACCAAUCGCCUAUUCACAAUAAAUCAGGAGCAGCUUUCCAACAAUCUGAACUUGGUGAAGAAGAGCUUCAGUGAUCGUCGCAGAUCCUUCUUAGCCGACUGCAGUAAGAGGCCGAGAUCCUCUCGGGACGAGAAGUCGGUUGGGCCUCAAUAUGUAGUGGGCUCGAAUCCAGAACGACUCUUGCUUAAAAAAUGCGUCUCCAUGUUCGUCCUCGCGGAUUUCACCAAAAAGAUUGGCACUGAGACCGACUCUGAAAACUUGCUCGAUGCUACACCCUUGGACACUGGGCACGUGCUGGUGGAGUUACAUCUGAUUGAGGACAGUUACGGAUUCCAACUCCGGGUGAUACCAGAUUUCUCGGAUGAGCCGUACACUCUCCGAGGAAACUCAGAAAACACCUACAUCAUGUCGGUCACUGUGAAAAAGCCAAAUGUUUUACAAGACCUCCAAAUAUCGUUUCCUCGACCGACGAAUGAGAAGAGUGUGUUCCUGUCCAAGAAGAUGGCCGAAAUGUCCAUAGCUCAACCCAAAGAAGGGCAGAUCAGAACCACGAUUUUCGGGGAAAUCGUUUCAGCCGUGGGUUUUCCGAAGAACAAAAGUUUAUUCGUUCUAUAUACGGCAUCUUCGCCCCAUGGAUGGAGCCUACUCGGUAAACGGGCUGAGGACGAGCUGAACGCCACGUUCAGUAGUAUAUCCCUGCGAUACCGUCCACCUGGAGCGGCGAUUGCGAAGAACAUCGCCCAUUUCGGGCAUCCAUUCCACUUCAACUACACGACUACGGAGCCGGAGAAUUUGCCGAGGAUGCACUUCAAGGUCGUGCAUUUUGAUGUGAAUACUGAACGAUAUCAUACGCUGGCAACGGGGAGUGCUUCCGUCGGGGAAUCGAAUCUGGCUCGCGUUCCUCUGGUGAGGACGAUUCCCAAAGGUUUCGUCGAACGUCUCAGAGAGAGAUUCAUCGGAGGGAGCAAAUGUCUGACCGGCAUUGUUGUGGGACAGAAAAUCGCGAGCGACUCCUACACAGUCCCCGAGGGCGAACUAAUCGUCCGCGUACAAGUACUCCGGCAAUCACGCAAAUAUCGUCUUGAAGAUCUCCUCAUCGAGUCGCAACUCCGUUUGCUCAAAUCGUCGGGGCAAACCUUAUCCACCGUACAAGUCGCUCUAUCGGCAUUCCAAGAAGCUCGUCUGAAGAUGAUUCAAGCGCGACAAGAACAGAAGCAGAUAGUCGACACUGAAGUUUCGAACCAAGAGACUCGUCAACGUAGCGCUCAACGCAGAACGCGAUGA